Molecule: messenger RNA, 753 nt
Organism: Coccinella septempunctata (seven-spotted ladybird)
Lineage: Eukaryota; Metazoa; Arthropoda; Insecta; Coleoptera; Coccinellidae
Product: tyrosine-protein phosphatase Lar-like
Exons: 7
Coding region: 336-746 (136 amino acids)
Biological process (GO): homophilic cell-cell adhesion; axon guidance; dendrite self-avoidance
Cellular component (GO): plasma membrane; axon
Molecular function (GO): cell-cell adhesion mediator activity
Source: RefSeq, a predicted model, not a curated record
UCUUAUCGACAGCUUCUACUUAGCUAAUUCACCGAUAGAGAGCACAACCUCCGCCUACUUCACUAACUCUUAGCAUGGCCGCAGACCAGCUCGAUUUUGUUGUUUCUCUAUUGAAAUGUCGCCAAUUUUAAUGUUUUCCGCGGGUUUUCGGGUUAGUUUUCGAGCAGUGAAUGUUUUUUAAUCCACGUUUCAUUAAUCACGCGUAAGUGGAGUGCUAGAACAUCAGGUGUUCUUGUUAUUAUCGGUACUCCGGUUCAAUAUCACCCAGCAGACUGUGGUUGUAACUCUGUUUUGAAGAAAAUAUCUGAGGGGCUCUUGCAUCGUAACCGGUUACGAUGACAAGGCUCGGAGUUCCGUCUUACGGAGGGACAUCCUUACUGUCAGCUUUCAUACUGCUCCUCUCUACUGGCCAGGUGUUCUCCAGUGUGCAUCGUCCUGGAAACGAUCCUCCGGAAAUUGUCACAAAGCCAAGGAAUCUCCAAGUGAAGCAUGGCGGAAUAGCAGCUUUUUACUGCGCAGCUAAGGGAGUUCCCCCACCAGUGAUCCAGUGGAAGAAGAAUGGGAAACGAGUUUCAGAAUCUCAGACACGUUAUCAAGUGAGGGAAUUACCGGAUGGCAGUUCUCUGCUACGUAUAGAACCAGUGCGAAUGGGCCGUGAUGAUGCAACAUAUGAAUGCGUUGCGGAAAAUGGUGUGGGUGAUGCUGUGACCAAAGAGGCUACGUUGACAGUUUUCGAUCGUAAGUAAUUUUCCU